Molecule: messenger RNA, 2573 nt
Organism: Cajanus cajan (pigeon pea)
Lineage: Eukaryota; Viridiplantae; Streptophyta; Magnoliopsida; Fabales; Fabaceae
Gene: CRK3
Product: cysteine-rich RLK (RECEPTOR-like protein kinase) 3
Biological process (GO): protein phosphorylation
Molecular function (GO): protein kinase activity; ATP binding
Source: RefSeq, a predicted model, not a curated record
UAUUAGUAAUUGAAACAAGUAAUCUAGAGACUAUAUAUGGUUCAUACUAGAUAGUUCAUAGUUUACCUUCAAAUGAUCAAUCCUCACCUACCAACUUCCAUGCCUUGUUUGCUCCUCCUCCUCUUCCUUUCUCUCUUGCCAGCUCCCUCACUUUCCGACCCACGAGCCCAGAAGGUGGCUCUCCUAUGCACCAACCGAACCGUCUCCUCCCUCACGCGCCGCCAGGUUUUCGUGGCCAACUUCCUGGCCGCCAUGGACGCCUUGACCCCCCUGACGCGGGCGCAGGGCCACGGCGGCGUCGUCAAGGGCUCCCAAAACGCCAGCGUUUACGCCCUGGGCGAGUGCAUGAAGGACCUCUCCCCCUCCGACUGCGACGUCUGCCUGGCGCAGUGCAAGACGCAGCUGCUCUCCUGCCUCCCCUUCCAGAAAGGGACACGUGGCGGCUCCCUCUUCUUCGACGGCUGCUUCCUCCGGUACGACGACUACGACUUCUUCAACGAGACCCUCGGCGACCAGGACUCCGCGGUGUGCGGAACUAAUGGUACUGUUGGUGGUGGCGUUUAUAAGGCCAACGCUUUGGAGUUGGUUCGGAACCUGAGCGAGGUGGCGCCCCGAAACGAUGGGUUUGUGGUGGGGUCGGUGGAGAGAAGGAACGUGAGUGUUUAUGGGUUGGCUCAGUGCUGGGAGUUUGUGAAUGGGAGUGCGUGCCGGAGAUGUUUGGCUCAUGCUGUUUCUCGGAUUGCUUCCUGUGAAACGCAGGAAGCCAGGGCGUUGAAUGCUGGUUGUUACUUGAGGUUUUCUGCGCGCAAGUUCUUCAACAAUUCAACCGAUCUUACAACACCUGCACAUCAUGGAAGACGAAGUCUAGCAAAAAUUUUGGCUGCAUCUUCUGCGGCCCUGGCUCUUCUGCUGGUUGUUGCAGCAGUUGUUUUCUUUGUAAGGAAGAAUGUGGUGACAAGAAGAAGAGAAAGAAGACAGUUGGGUGCACUUCUGGACACAGUGAAUAAGUCCAAGUUGAAUGUGCCAUAUGAGAUUCUCGAAAAGGCAACAAAUUACUUCAAUGAUGCCAACAAGCUAGGACAAGGGGGAUCAGGUUCUGUUUAUAAAGGAGUUAUGCCAGAUGGAAUUACUGUUGCCAUAAAAAGGCUUAGCUUUAACACUACACAAUGGGCAGAUCAUUUCUUUAAUGAGGUCAAUUUGAUCAGUGGUAUUCAUCACAAAAAUCUAGUAAAGCUUUUAGGGUGCAGCAUUACAGGACCUGAAAGCCUUUUAGUUUAUGAAUACGUGCCUAACUACAGCCUCCAUGAUCACCUUUCGGGUAGAAGGAUUUCUCAACCGCUGAAUUGGGAAAUCAGGCAUAAGAUUAUAUUAGGAAUUGCAGAGGGCAUGGUCUACCUUCACGAGGAAUCACAUGUGAGAAUCAUUCAUAGAGACAUAAAAUUAAGCAACAUUCUGCUUGAGGAGGACUUCACACCCAAGAUUGCUGAUUUUGGACUUGCUAGAUUGUUUCCAGAAGACAAGUCUCACAUUAGCACAGCCAUUGCUGGCACACUGGGCUAUAUGGCUCCGGAGUAUAUUGUUCGUGGGAAGUUGACUGAGAAAGCAGAUGUCUACAGUUUUGGAGUUCUAGUUAUUGAAAUUGUAUCAGGCAAAAGAAACAGUUCCUUUGUUAUGAAUUCAUCCUCUCUCCUACAAAUGGUUUGGAGCCACUACGGGUCAAAUAGGCUAUCUGAAGUUGUUGAUCCGACCCUAGAGGGUGCCUUUCCUGUAGAGGAAGCAUGCCAACUGCUUCAGAUAGGGUUGCUUUGUGCACAAGCAUCUGCAGAGUUGAGACCAUCAAUGUCAGUAGUUGUUAAAAUGGUUAAUAACAGCCAUGAAAUUCCUCAGCCAACACAACCACCAUUUAUUAAUUCUGGUAGUGUGGAAUUCAACAAAUCUGGUUUACCUGGAUAUAAAUUUCAGUCUGGAUCCAACACUCAGUCUUCAGGGAACACCAUGACUGAAAGUCAGAUUGAGCCUAGAUGAAUUACAUCACACCCUUUUUCCUGGAUCAUUUUUGUGCACAUAAAAUUAUCCCCGAGUACGCGUUAAAGCUGUUGGCUUUGUUUCAUUCUCAAGAAAAUAUGGUUUCAGUUAUCAGCACGGAAUUGCCCUCGUACAUCUCUGAAUUGAAAGAGAUGAGUGGCAUAACUCCACAUAUGAACCAUCGGCCAACAGUUAGGACCGAUUGCUUUGUAUAGAUUACAGUUACACAAAAAGCUGCAAGGAAAAAAAAGGAUGAGUUUUUCUGAAGAACUUGUAAAUUACAUAUCACACAGGUCAACUUUUUCUACAAUAGAAUCAAUAGUAGGCUGAUCUGAUCUAUGCAAAAUUUAUGCUAUAUGCUUUUAUAUUUGAGUUCUCUACCAAGUUAUGUAUGGAAGCCUUGUAACACUUGAUUGGAGUUUUGUACCAGGCACCUAGAAUGCAAGGUACAGGGAUAUUCUGAGAAUUUUACAUGUAACCACCAGUAAUUAUUUAUUUACAUUUUAUUCUUUUAUGUAAUAGUAAUUUAUUUGAAGUUAGUUGUAUUA